Messenger RNA from Camellia sinensis, 1890 nucleotides. RefSeq names its product G-type lectin S-receptor-like serine/threonine-protein kinase At4g27290. Lineage: Eukaryota; Viridiplantae; Streptophyta; Magnoliopsida; Ericales; Theaceae. Gene Ontology annotation, biological process: recognition of pollen; protein phosphorylation. Gene Ontology annotation, cellular component: plasma membrane. The record is from RefSeq and is a predicted model, not a curated record. Gene Ontology annotation, molecular function: protein serine/threonine kinase activity; ATP binding.
AUGGAACAAUCAGGACAGGUUAGCCAGCUGGCAUGGCUAGACGGUGUUCGGGAUUGGCAAAUAUUACUAACUCGACUGAGUAAACUAUCCGAGGUUUAUGCUUAUUGUGGGGCAUUUGGUAUCUUCAAUGAGACUUCCUCAACCCAUUGCACGUGUUUGCAGGGUUUUAAACCACUUUCAACUGAAGCAACGCUACUAGAUGACUGGUCAGGUGGUUGCGUGAGGAAAAUCCCUUUGCAGUUGGAAAGCAAUGUUACUAGGAAAAAUGAUGUGUUUUUAAAAAUUUCAGAUGUGAAAUUUCCAGCAAGCUCAAAAGAAUAUAUUGGUCCGUGCUCUCAAUGGUGUGAAUCAGGUUGCCAGCAGAAUUGUUCCUGCACAGCCUACGCGUAUAAUGCCGGUACGUGUUCUAUAUUGGAAGGAGCUUUGUUGAACUUACAAAUCUCAGAUGGGAACACUGCUAAUCAAGAUUUCUAUCUGAAGCUUGCUGCUUCUGAGCUUUCAUCUGCUGGAGGGAACAGAAGAAAAUUAUGGGUGAUCAUAGCAGCUAUCAUUUCCCCGACUCUGCUUAUUUCAAUAUUCCUUCUUUGCUAUCUGUUGAAGAGGAAGCUCAAACAAAAUGGGGCAAAACAUUUAAGUGAGGAUUUGGUAUUAUAUGAUUUUGAUGGUAGUUCCAAUGCAACUGAUAAUGAAUCAAAUACUGGAUAUAAUUUGACAAGGGGGAAGAAAGAUGCUGAGUUACCAUUCUUUAGUUUCACUAGUGUCUCUGCUGCAACAGCUAGUUUCUCACCAGAAAAUAAGCUUGGAGAGGGGGGCUUUGGUCCUGUCUACAAGGGUAAAUUACACAAGGGACAAGAAAUAGCACUGAAAAGGCUUUCAAAAAGAUCAGGACAAGGGCAUGAGGAGUUUAGAAAUGAGAUUGAAUUGAUUGCCAAACUCCAGCAUCGUAAUCUUGUUAGACUAUUGGGUUGUUGUAUUGAGCACGAUGAAAAUAUAUUAAUCUACGAGUACAUGCCCAAUAAAAGCCUAGAUUUCUUCAUAUUUGAUCCAAACAAGCGAGAAAUGUUGGAUUGGGGGACACGCAUUCAUAUAAUUGAAGGGAUUGCUCAAGGGCUUCUUUAUUUGCAUCAAUUUUCAAGGUUGCGCAUUAUUCAUAGAGAUUUAAAGGCCAGUAACAUUUUACUAGACAGUGAAAUGAACCCCAAAAUAUCAGAUUUUGGCAUAGCACGUAUAUUUGGUGGCAAUGAAUCACAAGCAAACACCAAACGUAUUGUUGGAACUUAUGGAUACAUGUCUCCUGAGUAUGCAAUGGAAGGCCUUUUCUCAAUAAAAUCUGAUGUGUUUAGCUUCGGAGUAUUGAUGCUUGAGAUUUUGUUUGGCAAGAGGAAUUCUGGUUUUUAUCAGUGUGACUCUCUCAAUCUCCUUGGACAUGCAUGGCAUCUCUGGAAUGACGGUCAAGUAUCAGAAUUGCUGGAUGUGGUUCUGGAUUAUGCUUGUAAUUCAACAGUGCUAAGAUACAUCAACAUAGGACUUCUCUGCGUCCAAGAAAAGCCGACUGAUCGACCUACUAUGUCUGGCAUUGUCUCGAUGCUCAGCAAUGAGGUUGCGCCUCUGCCAACGCCUAAGCAACCUGCUUUUUCUACCAGCCGAGCUGCGAAGGACACAGAUUCAUCGCCGAGAAUGACUGGAACUUGUUCUGUCAAUAGUGUAACAAUUACAGUGAUUGAAGCUAGAUAGUGGUUUCAUGCUUUCUGAAAAUUUGUUUUAAGUAAAAAUUAUUAUUAAAUUUGAUUUUUUUUAAUCUUAGAAUCACUGUCUUGAAUUGCUUUGUGAAAUACUUUUUCUCGUUCUUGUUUUGACGAGAGGAAACCAGCUAUAUGAGGCCACAAUAUA